Ostrinia furnacalis (Asian corn borer) is the source of this 1669-nucleotide messenger RNA. RefSeq lists its product as uncharacterized. The coding region runs from base 87 to 1001 and encodes 304 amino acids. The record is from RefSeq and is a predicted model, not a curated record. The transcript has 5 exons. Lineage: Eukaryota; Metazoa; Arthropoda; Insecta; Lepidoptera; Crambidae.
UAUGUAGAGACAUUGUUUACUACACUGGGCAGGAGUCUGUCGUGUGGUCAGAUAAGCACCGGUGCGGGCAGGAAGAGGUCUUGAAGAUGUCGCGUCUCUUGACAUUGGCGUUUUAUUUGUUUUCUGUUGUAACAACAGUCCUCUCCAAUAAGGUUUACCGCACAGACUAUGAGUACAACAGAUACACAGAUGCGUUUUACAAGCUGCACAUAGAGACUGCCAACCCUGUGAAUGCUGCGAAGGUCUGUCAGGCAGAAGGGGCAGUUCUGAUGAUGCCGGCCUCCCAGCAAGACAUAGCACAGCUCCACGGCAUGUUCAAGAAGUACCCAGACCUGGACAACUUCGUCUGGGUGGCCAAUGAUGGACAGACUCACGAGUCUGCUGAGGAACAACCGUUAAUUAACUUGCAGCCUCCUACAGAGGAAUACGUGCCAUUGUGGCAACGGGAGUGCGAUGCCGUGACGCGGGAGGGUGAAAUCGUAAGCAUCACGUGCUUCAAGGACCGGCCCUUCAUCUGCAAGGUGGAUGCCGCGAAAGCCCCUUACAAUAAGGAGUGCAACGUUUAUGGGAACGAUUUCCAAAGAGCACGCACCGUCAACAGUUGCUACCAAAUCCCCACUAUAGCCUACACCUGGAAUCAAGCGUACGCGGAGUGCGCAGCGGAGGGAGCUCACCUGGUGGUUCUCAACUCGCAAGCUGAGCACGACGAGGUCCAACGGCUCAUGAACUCGGCCCCUAGGAUCCAGGAGGCGAGGGAGACGUGGUUCUUCCACGCUGGCUUCAGGGCGCAGACGACUGAUCAGCAGAGGGUUUUUAAAACCAUUUUCAACGAAACCCUUGAAGAUGCAGGCUACAGCACAUGGGCAGACAACGAGCCCAACAACGCACUCCAGAACGAAAACUGCGGUACUUUGUUCAAAAACGACGGCAAACUCAACGACGUCGACUGUAGCUAUCGCUACGGGUUUAUAUGCGAGAAGGAAAUAACUGCACAGACAUAAUUAACGAUAAAAGAUUGUCAUUAAUAAGGCUAAGGUCUCCUAUUAAAUGCUUUAAGGUAUCUACCCACUACACCGUAUCAUACCAUGACCGUGCUAGGAACGUGUCAGGCACGAAAAGCAACACGAUACGCUCUACUAUGCCCACUGAACGGAUCGACGGCGUUCUGUGCCCGUAUACAUCCCGUAUGAUGCCAGUAUGUAUGUAACCCGUAUGUUGCCGUUUCAUUCACGUCUUGGAGUUCUACCAAAUUUUUAAACUGUAAAAUAGGUAUGACCAUCAGAAAAUUAACUGUUAUGCGCUUACAACACCAAUAUAACGGUCAUCAUAGGUGUUUACAUCACGUAUGCUCGCCGACUUUUGUUGACGCUCCGUGCAUGGCACGCGACGGUGUUGGUCGGUGACGAAACGGUCUACUGGGAACAGUGUCAAACUUUUCAAUACAAAUAAUAUUUAUUUGUGUAGUGGGUAGAGACCUUUGCGGCGUACGAUGUUUAUGUUAGCGUCAAACGUUCCUAUGGACGUUAAUAUCGACGUCUGAAGGAGACCACAAAAGUCAUUUUUUAAAGUAACUAAGCAUUGUGACGAGGUCUACGGCAUCUAUAGAAGACCAAAGCCUUAGUUACGUUUCCUAAGCAGUGAAAAAACUGUAGAUAUUUUCAAAAUAGGA